GCUGAGGAGGGUGCAGGUGCCGGUGACGAAGUGGCGAUCGACAACGGCGAUUCGGCGGUGCUGCUGCUGCGUGCGCUGUCGACCCAGGACCCUGAGGUUGCCGCCAAGCUCAAGGGGGGCGGCGGCCUGCUGCGGGCCAGGAGCUGCGCCAUCAUGUAG
This is a messenger RNA of Monoraphidium neglectum, 159 nucleotides long. RefSeq lists its product as hypothetical. The transcript has a single exon. The annotation marks the transcript as partial. The record is from RefSeq and is a predicted model, not a curated record. NCBI's taxonomy places the organism in Eukaryota, Viridiplantae, Chlorophyta, Chlorophyceae, Sphaeropleales, Selenastraceae.